Molecule: messenger RNA, 1076 nt
Organism: Umbelopsis ramanniana AG
Lineage: Eukaryota; Fungi; Mucoromycota; Umbelopsidomycetes; Umbelopsidales; Umbelopsidaceae
Exons: 2
Coding region: 330-827 (165 amino acids)
Source: RefSeq, a predicted model, not a curated record
ACAGCCAAAGGAUUGACAUCCGAGAUCAUGCUUAUUCAAAUGAAAGAUAGCAAGUAAUAGUGUGCUCCCUGCAUUAUUUUGCUAUUGCUCAGGAGACCGGCAAAAGAUUCCAGUGGUAAAAUGACCAUUACCAUGGAAACGCAUGAAUAAAACUACCAAGAUGCGAAAUUUUUAAACGCCGCUCCACGAAAGUAAAAAGUUUAUGGCGUCAGACCCUCAAAACACGAUGUCGCGGUCGCUUUAUCAUCUGCAUUUGAAACAAAAGACUUCUACAAUCGUAUCAACACUGGCAAUAUCCUCAGGGAUCACUUGCUGCAAGCCUUUUCAGAAUGAGCAUUACUGCGAAGCUACCAACUUUUUCCACACCUUUUAGCGGGGGUUUAUCGCAAAUGAUCCCAACUAUUCCUCGAAAGCGCAGUAUACAUCACCUUUUAGCUGAAAAUUCAAGUCUACUUCGAGAAGAGCCCAAGGCAAAAAAGUUCAAAGCUUCGGAGCUAUUAGACCAUCCGUCCAAAGGAAACGCCCGACCCAAAAAAUCAGUAACCUUCUCUGACGAUAUCAAGGAGAUCCGAUUCCGAAUCCGUGACACUCCAAGGUCGCUUCUUUGUGAUGGAAUAGACGAUGGCGUGGAAGAAGAUAUAGAAGACAAUGAGAACGACACAAAAUACCAUUUCAUCCAACCUGUUCUACAGAACGUUACUUUAUCACCACAACAGAGGACACUUAAAAGAACGAUCAGUUUCCAAGAAUUUGAAUUCGAUGAUCAAUUUGGUGAAGAGCUGGACUCUCAAUUAACUAGCAUGCACCUGGGUGAAGUUACCUCUUAAGGUUCUUUCUGUGAUUUUGCUUCAGCUACAAUCCAAUAUCUGUACAUAUCACUCAGUUCCGCAUCCAUGUAUCCUCCUCCCAAGUACCAUAAUUUCUACUCUUGUAUAAGCAGAAGCCGUAGUUCUUACAUAGCUUAAAGGCAUCCGCGAAUUACUUGUAAAUAAUUUGUAAAUGCAGUGCAGUGUAUCAAGUACCCAUAAAAAUCAGUAAAAUUAAUAUUUUGGAGAAACUAUGAAUCAUAACAAGGC